UUGCCCACAACGAAACACUGGAGAAGAGGCGCAGGAGAGACUGAGCUGCAGGCUGAACAACCAGCAUGAAUUUGAUGACUUCAGCAGGACCCAUGGCCAAUACUGUGUUUAUGGCAGCACCCCACAAUGCACACUCUAUAAUUCCAGAGAGCACGACUGAGGUGACCAUGUAUCCACACAACCAACCUCAAGUCAACCUAAUUCCUGGGAACCAACCUGGCCUGCAGACACCUGCCAGUGCACCACCAGCCCAGAGAAUCUUCAAAGAAGGCAAAACCUUAGGGGCCCUCCAGAUCCUGAUUGGACUGAUACACUUCGGCCUUGGCAGCAUCAUGGGGACCAUCCUGCUUGGGAGCUAUAGAGCCCCUUCACUCUACGGAGGCUAUCCCUUCUGGGGUGGUAUCUCAUUCAUCAUUUCAGGAUCCCUCUCAGUGGCAUCAGAGGAGCAGCCAAAUUCUCUUUGCGUGCUGAAGGGCGGCUUGGGCAUGAACAUCCUCAGUGCCAUCUUUUCUGUGGUGGGAAUCUGUCUCCUUAUCACAGAUAUCUGUAUCAACCCACAUCAUUUCUACUACACUUUGGAAAUACAAUUCCAGCCCUCUGGAUUCGCUACUUCUGGCAUUCUGCUCAUCUUCAGCCUCCUGGAGCUCUGCAUUGCCUCCACGUGUGCCCACUUUGGCUGCCAACUGGUCUCCUAUGACACCGUGGUCUACCAAACCUUCUAUGUGUCAAACCAAGUGUCCAACCCAGAACCAGUGAACUUGCCACCAUCCUAUUCCAGUGAGGCACGGCGCUCCAGAUAGGCCAAAGGCUGUAGAAGCAUCUUUCACUGGGAUCAAAAGAAAAUCUCCCCUUUUUGUGCUUUUGAAACUUAGCUUUUUCCUUCCCUGACAAACUAAGGAACAUGUCUGUCCAAUUGUGUGCACCCUGAACCCCCUUUACUUCAGCCUGGUAAAUUGUCUGUGCCUCUAUUAAAAAGGAAAUGGAAAUUUCAAGUGGAUUUUAGCAAAGCGGUUCUCCCUAAGGCAGCCACAUGUGGGGAAGUAGUGUGCACGUAUUCAUGUGCUUACCUGUGUGAGCUUAGAAGUUAGAGGAAUAAAUGUCUAAACAGCUCAAGCUUCAUUCUUUCAAUCAUUCACUCACUGAAUAAAUAUGCACCAAGACUUGA
Molecule: messenger RNA, 1165 nt
Organism: Phyllostomus discolor (pale spear-nosed bat)
Lineage: Eukaryota; Metazoa; Chordata; Mammalia; Chiroptera; Phyllostomidae
Product: membrane-spanning 4-domains subfamily A member 8-like
Exons: 7
Coding region: 66-800 (244 amino acids)
Biological process (GO): cell surface receptor signaling pathway
Cellular component (GO): plasma membrane
Source: RefSeq, a predicted model, not a curated record